AUGCUCCUCGCGUAUUCUCUCCGCCGUCCCUUCCGCCAUUCGCGCCUCCUACCGCGCGCUCUUCCUUUCCCUCCGCCGCUCACUCCCCAUUCCCCUCCGUCGCCGCGUCCCCUGCUCCGCUCCCCGCUCUGCCCCUCCCUCCGCUGUUUACACUCGCGUGAGCUUUGGAGUCGACUCAAUAAUCGGCCUGAGCUAGCGACCUCUCCCCGACGGUGCUUGCCAGAGGAGCGACCUCUCCCCGACGGGUGGGCUGAGCGAGCCACCUCUCUCAGGCGAUUCCGCCUCCCUGUCGCCCUCGCGUGCCUCUUUCAGCCGUUUCUCGCAAUCGGGGCUUUAAACGGCGUUACGGCUGUUGGGACGCCGCAUGGUGUGACUGUAACGGAUGUUGGCGGGCUGCGGCGGAGCAUGCGGAUGGGGAUUCAUGUACCUGCAGGGAUAAAGCCAGGUGUGACUGUAGUGAGUGCGAGAGGGAGUGCGAGAGGAGGGAUUGUAAGAAAAGGGAGAGGGAAGAAAGGGAGUGUGAAAGAAGGGAAUGUGAGAGAAGGGAAUGUGAUACAAGUGGGUGUGAGAGCGUGGAGAGCGGCAGAGGAAACGGUGAUAACAAAGAGGGUGACUGUAGGGAGAGUGGCAGUAUCAAGAAAAAACUCAACCGUAGAAGUAGUGGCAAAAGCAGAGGAAUCAGAAGCAGCAGCAGGGGCAGCGGCGGCAGCGGCGCGACCAAGACAACGGCGACGAGGGAAGCCAAAACACGACAAGGAGAAAGACCCCGGGGAGCCAGAGCAAGCUGCCGAGGAUGCUUAUAACGAGGACGGCCCGCAGCCAGUGGUGAUUCUGCUGGACUUUGAGACGACCGGGCAGGGCACCACGCAGAACCGCAUAGUGGAGCUGGCGCUGAGGGACGUGGCGGGGGGCCGGGGGGCAGCGCUGCACACGCUGGUGAACCCGUUCCCGCGGGUCAUUUCUGCCGACGCGGAGAGGGUUCAUGGAAUCAGCAUGCGCAUGGUCAACUGCCCCUCCGUUCCCCACUGGCGAGAAGCCGGGCGGCUGCUGGUGGACUUUGUGGAGGCCAGGCGGGCGGCGCAGGCAGAACAGGCAGCAGUCUCCGUACACAGCAGUGCUACCACUGGCGUCUACGUCAACACCGAGGGGGGUGCAGGGAUGCGCAUGGGGAUUAUGAGUACAGAGAUGAGUGCUGUCUCCUCUGCUGCCCCCCUGCUCCCUCCGGUGGUGCUCCUGGCGCAUAAUGGCUGGUCGUUUGACUUCCCUCUGCUGCGUAACGAGCUGCAGCGGGUGGGGAUUGCUGUGCCGCCCGGCUGGCACUCCCUCGACUCCAUGCGCCUCGUCCAAAGGCUCUUCAAAGACACGGAUCGCAAGCCAGCAAGCAAGGCGCUGGGAUUCCUCUUCUCAAAGCACUUCCGCUGCUCCACGCCCUUUGCCCACCCGGACCUGGCCCACCGAGCCAUGGCAGAUGUGGACAAACUGGCCGAGGUGCUGGCUGCUGUGAUGUGGGAGCGAGGGGUUACUCCCAACUAUACAGUACCAUCCCAGCCACAGCCAGGAGCAUCCCUAGGAGCGUCUUAA
Molecule: messenger RNA, 1581 nt
Organism: Closterium sp. Naga37s-1
Lineage: Eukaryota; Viridiplantae; Streptophyta; Zygnematophyceae; Desmidiales; Closteriaceae
Source: the annotation of a GenBank genome assembly